This is a messenger RNA of Harmonia axyridis, 639 nucleotides long. RefSeq names its product lysozyme-like. Bases 98 to 526 code for a protein of 142 amino acids. NCBI's taxonomy places the organism in Eukaryota, Metazoa, Arthropoda, Insecta, Coleoptera, Coccinellidae. The transcript is spliced from 4 exons. The record is from RefSeq and is a predicted model, not a curated record.
GAAUAGUAAUCAUUACAGGAAUUUAAAAACCUCAUAAAACCGAUAACAUGAUCAAUUGAGAUGUUAGUAGCGCGUGAAGAAGGUUCAAUACUAGACAAUGUCAAAGUCGGCUGCAGUUGCCUUGACUCUAGUACUUGGGAUUUUCCUCAAUCAAUGCGUUGUUACCGGAAAAAGGUAUACAAGAUGCGGUCUCACGAAUUUAUUGAAUGAUCUUGGAUUUGAACGUUCGUAUAUCGGACAUUGGGUAUGUUUGAUUGAGAGUGAGAGUGGUAAAAAUACAUCUAAGGUUUCAACCAGAGCGAAUAAUAGACUUGGACUCGGACUUUUUCAAAUUUUAAGUAGAGAUUGGUGUACUUUCCGUAAGAGAGGAGGGAUGUGCAAUGUUCAUUGUGAAGAUAUGCUAGAUGAAUAUUUAAUCGAUGAUGCAAAUUGUGCUAAAAAAAUAAUGCAAGAGCUAGGUUUCAAAGCUUGGAAUGGUUGGAAGAGGGGUUGCAAAAACAGAAAUCUACCAAUGCCGCUAUGUUGAUGGAACAAAACAAAAUUGAGAAAGAAUUGUGAUUGUAUAAAUAUAAGUGAAUAUUUUAUUUUUUUUUGUCUAUGCAAAGAAUUAAUAACACCGAAUAAAACCAUAAAAUAUUA